Knipowitschia caucasica is the source of this 1617-nucleotide messenger RNA. NCBI's taxonomy places the organism in Eukaryota, Metazoa, Chordata, Actinopteri, Gobiiformes, Gobiidae. The record is from the annotation of a GenBank genome assembly.
AUGCUGGGUCCCCUGCCAAGCACGGUCUCCUCAGCUCAGGGACAGUAUGCGCAAAAACUCCUAAAUGACUUGAUGGAGAAUUACACGACUGCCUUGCGACCAGUGGAAGACACAGACAGCGCUUUGAAUGUCACCUUACUCAUCACCCUCUCCCAGAUCAAGGACAUGGAUGAAAGAAACCAGGUGCUGAUUGCCUACUUGUGGAUUCGACAGGUGUGGCAUGAUGCGUAUUUAAAAUGGAACAAAGACGACUAUGAUGGACUGGACAUCAUCCAGAUCCCCAGCAGCCUGGUGUGGAGGCCUGACCUCGUCCUCUACAACAAGGCUGAUGAUGACUUCUCUGGACCCAUGGACACAAAUGUGAAGCUCAGGUACGAUGGGGAAAUCACGUGGGACGCUCCAGCCAUCACAAAGAGCUCCUGUGUGGUGGAUGUAUCCUACUUUCCAUUCGACAGCCAACAGUGUAACCUCACCUUUGGCUCCUGGACAUACAAUGGUAACCAGGUCGACAUAUCUAUGGGCAACAACAGCGGCGACCUGUCAGACUUUGUGGAAAACGUUGAAUGGGAGCUUUUGGGAAUGCCCGCUUCUAAAAACGUCAUAAUGUACGGCUGCUGUCCUGACCCAUACCCAGACAUCACAUACAGCGUCCUGCUACAGCGCCGCUCCUCCUUCUACAUCUUCAACCUGCUGCUGCCCUGCUUCCUCAUCUCCUUCCUGGCUCCUCUGGGCUUCUACCUGCCCGCAGACUCUGGCGAAAAGGUCUCUCUGGGAGUCACCGUCCUCCUGGCUCUCACUGUGUUCCAGCUCAUGGUGGCUGAGAGCAUGCCUCCGUCAGAGAGCGUGCCACUCAUAGGAAAAUACUACAUUGCCACUAUGACCAUGAUCACGGCAUCCACCGCCCUCACCAUCUUCAUCAUGAACAUCCAUUUCUGCGGAGCGGAGGCCAAGCCGGUCCCUCACUGGGCCAAAGUCCUGAUCAUCGACUACAUGUCCAAAAUCUUCUUUGUUUAUGAGGUGGGUGAGAACUGUGCCUCGGCCUCUUCUUCCUCUCAGACGUCUCAUUUCUCCCAAGACGACGUAACUCACCAGCAUUACAGCUCCACCAGUCAGACCAAUGGGAAACCAGGGAACGGUUGUCAGCAGGAGGACCAGCGCGGCCGCAGAUACCCCCGCCCACAGACCCCCAAACCGCAGCACCAUCCCAGAAUAAAGGCUCAGCAUCACAUCACCAGAGACAACAAAGACUUUGCAUCAGGGACUCAUGACGUUCACAACAGCAAGAUCCUGACUGAUGGCUGCUGUAGUGAAGACCAAAAGUUCCCCUGCUACCUGGAGGAAGAAAAGCUGCACUUCUAUGAGGAGGAUAAGAAACACGCCUCAGUAACUUUCGCCCCGUGCGUCUUUUGCAGUUACUCCAGGGUAUUUGCUGGCUCCGACACCAAACUUGUGCGGAAUGUUGACUAUAUUGCCAACUGUUUCAGGGAGCAGAAGAGCACAUGCGUCAAAGUGGCUGAGUGGAAGAAGAUUGCUAAAGUCAUGGAUCGGUUUUUUAUGUGGAUAUUUUUUGUCAUGGUAUUUCUCAUGAGUAUACUCAUCAUGGGCAAAGGCCCCUGA